Molecule: messenger RNA, 1722 nt
Organism: Ctenocephalides felis (cat flea)
Lineage: Eukaryota; Metazoa; Arthropoda; Insecta; Siphonaptera; Pulicidae
Exons: 12
Coding region: 1-1722 (573 amino acids)
Biological process (GO): proteolysis
Molecular function (GO): serine-type endopeptidase activity
Source: RefSeq, a predicted model, not a curated record
AUGGGUCAGAUUUCUAUCAGAUAUGGUUCAGAUGCACCAGAGGCGCACAUUUGCACUGGCUCUUUGGUCACACCAAUUUUUGUUCUGACCACCAUCGAAUGUGUGACAAACUCCUCAUCCCUAAACCUCGAUCCUGAUACAUUUCGUUCUGAAGACGCUGAUGAUGAAGGUGAUGAUGUACUCGAUGAUGAAGGUGAUGAUGAACUCGAUGAUGCAUCCACAGAAGAAACUACUACGAAUUUAGGAACCACUGAAAGUGUUACCUUGGGUGAUUAUGAAGAAGUGUUGCCAGUGUGGAAACUGUGGUUGGCAGCUAGUGGUAGAUUUUCAGGAAAUUCUGAAGAUGGUCUUCCAAGGAAGGAAGUUGCGAUCGAAGUCGCUAAGAUAAUUUUACAUAAACUCAGUGGACUGGCUUUGGUAAAGGCUAUCUAUCCAUUUCCGAUGACCAACGCCCUACUAAGUCUAGCCAAUUUACCUUGGGACAAGACACCGAAUGGAUCAUCAAGUUACAUGCCUCUACAAAAGGUUGAUUUUACUACAAUGUUUGACUUUUGCGAAAUCGUUAAUAAAGUGGCAAAUACUUCAAAGUUGACUAUAAUUCCGGUGGUGUUCUCCAAACCAAAUUGUUCUUUAAAUCAAGGUAAAAGAAAGUUGACGAUGAUGCCAUCUGAAGAUGAUGAUCGAGAGAAGAAAAAACGAAUUUGUGUGUUAGAUGGUGGUGCUCCAUUUGUCUGUGGCUAUAGCAAAAUUUUAUUUGGUGUAAUAAAAGGAAGACGAACACAUUGUUUCAAGUAUACUGCCGAACAAGUACUAAUAUUUAUCGACCAGUUUGCUUAUUGGCUAACACAUGCAACUGUAGAUGAAAAAGUUGGUGCUUAUUUGAACUGUACUUCAGGCAAUCAUCAUCACGUUUUAAUAAUCAUAUUAAUUUGUACAGUUUCGGUGAGGGAGCUGAACGAAACUCAUUCAAGACAUUUAUGUGGAGGUUCUUUGAUAACUCCUUCUUGGGUUCUGACUGCCGAAAGAUGUUUAGUCGCGGUUACUGCAAAUGGUAGACAGCCAGUAGCCCCUCACAACAGGGCGGUUCUGGCCGGGAGGUUCUGGAGGCACCUGCACCGUUCCUCUCUGCCUGUGGAUAAUUCGCACGCCACUGGUGGGUACCCUUUUGCUGGAACUUCCACGGGAUCUGCAUCGGUCACCAUAAUUGCGCCUCCGAGUUCUGUGCAAUUUAGAAAGGCGUCGCGUUUAUUGUUGCACGAGAAGGAGACUGAUAAGGAACAUGAUAUAGCAUUGGUGAAGGUUUCGCCCUUCGUAUUGACGCCAUCAGUUCAACUUGCAAACAUCCCUUGGAUACGAGGCGAUUUUGGAAUGACAAGUAGGCCUCCGAUUUCCGAGAACGAAGAUGGUAUUGUUGGAAAAGGCUAUGCUCCCGGCGGUAAUGACGAUUUUCUGAACCCUCAUCAGCCAGGACGAGCUGAACCCUGGAUACCGGAGCAGGAGCCUUGCUCGCAAAAAGUUGCUCCACUCGAUUCUUUGUUUGCUGGGGGUGAAGAAGUUAUUGCUGUCAAAGAGCCGACAGUGGAGGUGUCCCUGACUUCGCCUAUAUCCGAUGCCGGCAACUUUUUCCCUGCCGGAGGAGUGCCGCUGCUGCGUCUGGAUCGACGCAGUUUCUCCUGGUUAUUCGGAGCAGAAGGGCGGAGUGUCCUAUCCGGUGCCUCAUAA